Molecule: messenger RNA, 803 nt
Organism: Enhydra lutris kenyoni (northern sea otter)
Lineage: Eukaryota; Metazoa; Chordata; Mammalia; Carnivora; Mustelidae
Product: proline-serine-threonine phosphatase-interacting protein 1-like
Exons: 8
Coding region: 64-732 (222 amino acids)
Biological process (GO): actin filament polymerization
Cellular component (GO): actin filament; cytoplasm; plasma membrane
Molecular function (GO): actin filament binding
Source: RefSeq, a predicted model, not a curated record
CUGGCCCUCCUUCAGUCCUGUCUGUGGCAGGAGAGCAAGCUUUGCCGCGGCAGUCCCCUUACGAUGAUGCCCCAGCUCCAGUUCAGAGAUGCCUUUUGGUGCAGGGACUUCACGGCCCACACAGGCUACGAGGUGCUGCUGCAGAGGCUGCUGGAUGGCAGGAAGAUGUGCAAGGAUGUGGAGGAGCUGCUGAGGCAGAGGGCCCAAGCCGAGGAGCGCUAUGGCAAGGAGCUGGUGCAGAUCGCCCGGAAGGCAGGCGGCCAGACAGAGAUCAACUCCUUGAGGGCCUCCUUUGACUCCCUGAAGCAGCAGAUGGAGAACGUGGGCAGCUCCCACAUCCAGCUGGCCCUGGCCCUGCGCGAGGAGCUGCGGAGCCUUGAGGAGUUCCGCGAGAGGCAGAAGGAGCAGAGGAAGAAGUACGAGGCUGUCAUGGACCGGGUCCAGAAGAGCAAGCUAUCGCUCUACAAGAAGGCCAUGGAUUCCAAGAAGUCAUAUGAGCAGAAGUGCCGGGAUGCUGAUGAUGCUGAGCAGGCCUUCGAACGCAUUAGCACCAACGGCCCCCAGAAGCAGGUGGAGAAGAGCCAGAAUAAGGCCAAGCAGUGCAAGGACUCAGCCAUGGAGGCAGGUACGCGGCCCUGCUCGCUUCCUCUGACCUGGGAGGGUGGCCAGACAGGCCUGCCCCCCGCCCCCUGGCACUCUGUCCUUGCCUUGGGGACACACACGGACACAUGACUCCACAGAGGCACAUGCUCACCACUCUCACAUAAUCAUGCGAGUAAAAUAAAGACAUCCAUGUUCCUGGG